This is a messenger RNA of Schistocerca piceifrons (Central American locust), 2223 nucleotides long. RefSeq names its product dynein axonemal intermediate chain 4-like. Bases 1 to 2223 code for a protein of 740 amino acids. The record is from RefSeq and is a predicted model, not a curated record. Gene Ontology annotation, molecular function: dynein heavy chain binding; dynein light chain binding. Gene Ontology annotation, cellular component: axonemal dynein complex. Gene Ontology annotation, biological process: cilium movement. NCBI's taxonomy places the organism in Eukaryota, Metazoa, Arthropoda, Insecta, Orthoptera, Acrididae. The transcript is spliced from 4 exons.
AUGCAGUCGCUGCACAGGAUCGACAGCCCGCCGGCGUCGAUGCCGCAGUCGCACGCGGCCCCACGGCGCCGCCGGUCGCUGCUGUCGCACGGGAUGCCGCAGUCGGGCACCCGGCUGUCUCUCUGCCGGCGGCCGGCGCAGACCACACCGCUGCCGCGCCUCGUCGAGAACGGAGUCGACCUGACGCCGGGCCGCCUCAGCGACGCCCGCAUGCCGCCCGCCGCGGAGAGCGAGCUGCAAGUCUUCCACGCCGCCCUCGGCGGCAGCGUCACCGGUCUGCCAGGCUCGGACUUUCUGAGUGCCAUGAGCGGCAUAAGCGCCACCAGCGUCUUCAGCUCGACGGUAUCCAUCUACCAGUCGCUGUUCACUCACACCGUCGAAGACGCUUCGAUUGCGUGCAGCGACUUCAUAGCCGAAAGCAGUGGCAAGGCCGACGACGUGCCGUCGCAGUUCUAUCUACCGGCAGAGCCCGAAGCUAGGGGCGCCAUCGAGCAGGCCGCCGCUGCAGAGUCAGCUAAGACGGCAGUUUUGACCGAGACGGACACCUUUUUCCUCCUCUCGCGGCCCAGCGUCAGCUGCGUGGCCGAGUCGCCGCUCGGAGAGGCCGUUCGCCGGGACAACGAGCUGUACGAGUACCUGACACAGGGCAAGGGCAGGAUGAGGAAGAGGAGCACCAUGGAGAUGCAGACGGUGAGCAUGAUGAGGAAGACCGCUGUCGCUCUGACGGCCCGCCUCUUUAGGAACAACAGCUGCGACUUCGCCAGCGUCUGGGACAUCUACGACACGUACGCCACGAUGCUGAAGCGCCCGGCAGCCCGCAGCGGCGGGCUCACGACCAUCCUGCGGGACAAGACGAGUGACGUCUCGCUGCCGCAGUCCAACGCGUCCCUCCCCAUGUCGGAGAGCCAGAGGCUCGAGCCGGAGGACCAGCUCGCUUCGAUCGUCAAGACGGACGCGUUCCAGGACGCCUGCUCGCAGGUGGAGAGGAUCCUCGACAGCAACUUCUACGACUUCGAACAGAAGGUGUUCAAGGAGCUGAUGCAGGCCGACCCGCUGCGGAUGGAGGUGGAGUUCAAGUACGGGCUGCACUUGCUGUGGACGUUCACGUGCCCGGAAGUGAAGGGGAAGAGCGUGACGGCCAUGUGCUGGAACGCGGCCGACAGCAACCUGCUGGCCGUGGGCUACGGCAAGUUCCAGUACUCGGACGAGACGGCGGGCGCGGUGGCCGUGUGGAGCGUGAAGAACCCGACGCGGCCGGAGCGGCUGUACGAGAUGGGCCCCGCGGUGACGGCGCUCGCCUUCUCGGAGCGGCGGCCCAACCUGCUGGCGGUGGGCCGCUACGACGGCGGCGUGCUGCUGCUCGACACGACGGCGCGCCACGGCCGGCCGCUCGCCAGCGCAGACCGCCUCGCCGCCGGCUCCUUCAGCCCCGUCUGGCAGCUCGCCUGGUUCGGCGAGUACCUGGUCGCCACCACGCAGGACGGCCGCGUCCACAAGUACACCGGCAUCCGCGACUUCACCUGUCUCCCCAUGAUGCGGCUCGCCCGCGUCGAAGGCGUGCUGAAGGGGCUGUCGCAGGCGCGCAAGUGCUGGCCCGAGGAGACGCCGUACUCGUGCCACCCGGCGGCGCUGGUGCUGGUGCGCCAGCCCAGGAACCCGGACGCGUACGACGUGGCCAGCGACGAGGGCUGCGUGCACCACUGCUCGGCGCACCACCUGCACAACCACCUCGACGUCUUCCAGGCGCACCGCGCGCCCGUCUACGCGAUGCAGUACAACCCCUUCUGCGACAAGGUGUUCCUGACGGCGGGCGGCGACCGGUGCGUGCGCGUGUGGGCGCGCGGCGUGUGGCAGCCGGUGGCGACGCUGCGCGCGGGCCGCGACGCGGUGCGCGCGGCCACGUGGAGCCCCGCGCUGGCGCCGCUGCUGGCGGCGGCGGCCGACGUGCGGCUGCAGCUGUGGGACCUGGCGCGCGCCGCCUUCCGGCCCGCCUCCGAGACGGCGCUGCCCGGCGCCGCCGCCUGCUCGCGCCUGCUCUUCACGCCGUCGGGCAGCGCGCUGCUCGCCGCCGACGACGCGGGCGCCGUGCACGUGUUCACGCUGUGCGACGUGCCGCACCCGCCCUUCUUCCAGGCCGCCGCGCUCGCCGACGCCAUCCGCAGGCUCAACGUCACCAGGCCCGAGCUGCUCGUGCGCCUCCGCAAGCUCGGCUCGCCCUUCUGA